Messenger RNA from Emiliania huxleyi CCMP1516, 2871 nucleotides. RefSeq lists its product as hypothetical. The record is from RefSeq and is a predicted model, not a curated record. The transcript has 4 exons. NCBI's taxonomy places the organism in Eukaryota, Haptophyta, Isochrysidales, Noelaerhabdaceae. Bases 1 to 2871 code for a protein of 956 amino acids.
AUGCUUGAGGCCGCGAACGACGCGCUCGUGGUUUCGCUGAACGACAAGAUCAAUGCGGAGAAGCAGAAGGCGCGCGACAACCUCCGCAAGCUGAUGGAGGCAAAAAAGGAGGCCAAGGAGGCCGUCAGCGCGCGCGACGCGCUCGCGGCGCGGCUCGACGAGGCACUCGCGGCCAGAGACGCCGCGCCCGUCGCGGACGCCGACGUGACGAGGCGGCUCCUCGAGCGCGAGCUGGAGGUUGAGUCGCUCUCGCUCAGCCUCGCGGCGCUCUCGGCGGAGCGUGGCGUCGAGGAGCAGCUCGCCUCGUACGAGGCGCACAUCGCCCUGCUGAUGGCGCAGAACGACGCGCUCCGAGACCGGGCGGGCUUGUCGGCCGACGACCUCGUCCCCGUCGUCAUCGCCGCGCGCCACCAGAGCGGCGGCGGCGGCGACGCGGCCGGAGCCGUCGACCCAGAGGCACUCGCCGCGGCGGUGCAGUCGGCGAGGGACGAGGCAGCCGCGGAGGCGGCUGCGGCGGGCGCUGCCGCGCUGGCGGCGGCGGUGGAGGAGGCGAGGGCGGCGGGCGAGGCGGCCGUCGCAGCGGCGGUGGAGCAGGCGAGGGCGGCGGGCGAGGCGACCGUCGCCGCGGCGGUCGAGCAGGCGAGGGCCGAGGCGGCGGCAGAGGCGGCGGCAGAGGCGGCGGCAGAGGCGGCGGCCGGCGCCGGCGCUCUGGGCGCCGAGGCGGAGGCGGAGCUGGCGCGGCUUCGGGAGGAGGGUGAGGAGGCGCGGAGGCGCGCGGCCGAGGAGGUGCAGGCGGCCAGACUCGAGGCCGAGGCGGCGGCCGAGGCGGCGAUGGAGCUGGAGGCGGCGGCCGAGGCGGCGCGGCUCUCUGCCGAGGAGGAGCUGGCUGCGGCGGUCGAGGCGGCUCGAGUCCAGGCGUGCGGCGGGGCGGGCGGGCGAGGCGCCGCGCCCCUCGGGUGGGCGACCGACCGCGUCGAGGCGCGCGCAGCGGGGGAGAUGGCGGAGGCGCUUCGUGCGGCGGCGGCUCGCGCGGCGGCGGCGACAGAGGCCGCCGUCGCGGCGGCGGCGGAGGAGGCUGCGGCGGAGGCGCUCCUCCAGCGGGAAGAGGAGCAGGCCGCGGCUGUGGCGGCGGCGCAGUCGGAGAGCCAGCUCGAGGCCGCUUCGGCCGCCCUGCUCAGCGGCGAGCUCGAGCUGCUCAAGGGGCGGCUACAGGCGCUCGCCGGCGACAAGGCGACUGCGGAGGAGCUAGCGACUGCGGAGGAGCGGGCGGAGGCGAGCCAGGCGAGGCUGCUGGAGCAGGCGGAGGAGCUGGAGGCGCUGCGUGCGCAGCUGCAAGCCGAGGCGGCGAGGGGCGCAAGCCAGGAGGAGGAGGUCGCCAGGGCGGCGGAGGGUGAGCGGCGGGCGGCCGAGCUCCAGGCGCAGCUCGAUCAUCUGUCGGGCGAGCUGUCUGGCAAGGAGGCGGCGCUGGAUGGCCUGCGGGCAGAGGUGGAGAAGGAGAGGGAGCAGUCGGAGGCCGGCGACGCCGGUCAGAGGGUCGCCGAGCAGAGGGUCGCCGAGCUGGAGAGCCAGCUGGAGAAGCUCUCGGGGCAGCUCUCGAGCGCAGAGGCUGAAGUUGAGACGGCGCGGGCGGCGGCUGCGGCAGAGGCGGAGGCGGCUGCUGAGACGCGCACGGCGGCGGCUGCGGCGGCGGCGGCGGCGGCUGCGGCUGCGGCAGAGGCGGAGGCAGCUGCUGAAGCGCGAGCGGCGGCGGCGGUGGAGGCGGCGGUGAUUGCGGCGUCGCAGGAGGCUGCAGCCGCAGCACAGGCCGAGGCAGCAGGACGUGAGGGUGGCCAGGCGGCGGCGGUGGCGGAGGCGGUGGCGGCGGCGGUGGCGGCGGCGCGGGCGGAGGCUGCGGCGGCGGCGGCUGCGGCUGCGGCAGAGGCGGAGGCGGCUGCUGAAGCGCGAGCGGCGGCGGCGGUGGAGGCGGCGGUGAUUGCGGCGUCGCAGGAGGCUGCAGCCGCAGCACAGGCCGAGGCAGCAGGACGUGAGGGUGGCCAGGCGGCGGCGGUGGCGGAGGCGGUGGCGGCGGCGGUGGCGGCGGCGCGGGCGGAGGCUGCGGCGGCGGCGGCUGCGACUGCGGCAGAGGCGGAGGCGGCUGCUGAAGCGCGAGCGGCGGCGGCGGUGGAGGCGGCGGUGGAAGAAGCUGUGGCGGUGGCGACGAGAGAGGCGGCGGCGGCAGGCAGGGCCGAGGCGGAGGCGGAGGCGCGGGCGCUUGCAGCGGCUGCCGCGGAGGUGGCGGCGGCAGAGCGCUCCUCGGCGGUGGAGGCCGCCGUAGCGGCAGUCAAGGCAGAGGCGCGUGCCGAGGCGUCGGCGGAGGCGGAGGCGGCCGUGAAUCAGCUCCGCGAGGAGCAGUCGGAGGCGGUCGAGGCAGCCCUCGCGGAGCAGAGCCAAAUCGCGGAGAGGGAGGCCAAAGCCGCGCUCGAAGCGGCGGCGAGUGAGCGAGCGGCGGCCGUCGCCGCCGCCGUCGCGGAUGUGCAGCGCGAGGCGGCGGCCGCGCGUGAAGCUGCUGUGGCAGAGGCGACGGCCGCCGCCGCUUCCACGGCGAGGGCGGAGGCGAGGGCGGAGGCCGACAAGGCGGCGGCAGAGCGCGAGGUGCGCGAGCUGCAGGCUGGGGCGGCGGCCGGUGGCGAGGAGGCCAUUCGCGCCGCUGUCCUCGCUGCUGAGCAGGAGGCUGCGUCUGCAGCAGAGGCGGCAAUCGCGCAGGCCAAGGCGGAGGCGGUUGCGGCAAUGGCGGAGCGCGAGGCCGCCUUCUCGGCGGAGCAGGACGAGAUGUUUUCGACCAUCGCGAAGCUCGAGGAGGAGAAUGAGGCGCUCAAGGCUGCAGCCUCAUGA